Messenger RNA from Dreissena polymorpha, 1717 nucleotides. RefSeq lists its product as uncharacterized. NCBI's taxonomy places the organism in Eukaryota, Metazoa, Mollusca, Bivalvia, Myida, Dreissenidae. Bases 30 to 1274 code for a protein of 414 amino acids. The record is from RefSeq and is a predicted model, not a curated record. The transcript has 7 exons.
UUCAACACUCACGCUCACGUCUGUAUGCAAUGAUCGCACCUGACCUGGUAGAUAAGCAUAAGAUAAACUUCGUACACAUAACAUUCGACAAUAAACCUUGUAACAUGGACAACUUUCGAAUUCAAGAUAUAUAUUGCGGCAGUGAUGGGCCAGAAAACGGAAAUAUACAGAAUGUCAUGUCUUCCGGAAAUGACGCAACACAACAGGACAUGGAAAAAGAUCCGUUAAACAAACAGGAAGAAAACGCUGAACUGAUCUGUGAAAUUGCAGAGUUGUGUAAUCGACCGGACAGAAAAGAUCCAGAGGUUCUUCUUCUUCUGGGCAGCGUCGGUGCAGGAAAGAGUGCAUUGGUGAACACCAUCAUCAAAGCCAUGACGGGAAAAUAUAUUCACAAAGCCAAAGCUGGUUACGGGAACGUGGCAUCAAAAACACUGGCAUUUGAAUGGUUUGAAAACUGUGGGAUUGAGAAGUAUGAUCUCCAAGGUUUACAAAAAGAAGCAUUUUCCAAUUGUCUGCAUAAGUUGCCUAACAUCAUAGACGUUCCAGGGAUGAGUGUUGAGCAAUCUGCCAAUAUACGCGAAUUACUCGAGGCAGUAUUUGGAGGUUUCAUUCCUCCAGGAACAUCGGUUAAAUACUUACAAAAGUUGCAGAAAGAUUAUGGUGUAGAUUGCUUACAGAAAAUGUACCCGAGCAAUAGCAAGGAAUGGGCGGUAACAAGAGUUGUAUUUGUUGCAAGUGCCUCUCAAUCACUGCCGACUGAUUUAGUCGAAAUCGUCCGAAGUUUAUUAGAAACUCACGACCAGGCAACACGACAUUUCAAAUACAAUAUUGACCUGUUCGUAGUCAUCACAAAGUGUGAUUUGGUGGAAGGGUUCAACACUUCUGAAAAGACAUCAGACUCAAACAUGAUUAAACGGCAUCAGUUUAAGGAGAUGGAGAAUGAAGUUGCCAAAGAGUUCAGCAUAGGCGGUGCUAUGGAACAUAACAGCAUCCGUUGGCAAAGCUAUGUGGACGGCCGAUGUUUGGACGAUCCGUACAUCGACAACAUAGCUCUCAAAUUCGUGAGGCAGAUGAUGCAACCUAGACGAAGAAGACAUCCGGUUGAGAGUGAUAAAACGCCUGUGCUUACACCACAAAAGAUGUUUUUAUUUAAACUGACGAAGGCGGUAAAUGACAUGAAUGCGGAUGAGAAACUAGCCUUUUUGGUCGGUAUUUUUGUUGCUUUGGUUGUUGUGUACGUGUCGUUGUCUCAAACCGUUAAGACAGCUAGCUGAUUUGAAAGCUUGACAACACCGGCAUUCGUUUUGCCAAUAUAUUGUGUUUUGUUAAUACCGGUGUAAAAUACAUACAAAUAUGUAUUAAAUAGUAUUUUAUGAUUUAAUAUACAUGUAUUGAUUUUUUUGUUAUGAUGUUUUAAUUGAUGUUAAAUACUCGUCCGAAUGGAUACAUGUGUUGUUGUUGUAAUAAUGAUAUUGUCAUUGAUUUUUAACAUUCGGCAAUGAAAAAUUUAUUCUCGUAUUGCUGUUUUAUGUCUUCACUGAGGUUAUUCAUUCGACGACCAAUGGAUACUUGUACUGAUGUUGUAUUAAUGAUGUUUUUAUUAACAAUUCAUCAUUCGACAGCGACUGGAUUCGACACCCUUGAAGUUAGACAGUGGUAUUUAUCUAAUGUUUACGUAUUGUCAUGACAUUUUUACAAAAUCAGUUUAGACUGCAAA